Molecule: messenger RNA, 1969 nt
Organism: Cannabis sativa
Lineage: Eukaryota; Viridiplantae; Streptophyta; Magnoliopsida; Rosales; Cannabaceae
Product: B3 domain-containing transcription factor VRN1
Exons: 5
Coding region: 947-1729 (260 amino acids)
Molecular function (GO): DNA binding
Source: RefSeq, a predicted model, not a curated record
GUCGAGGGUGUUGGUGCGGGUGGUCGGAGGUGGUGGUGAGGGUCGGAGGUCGGAGGAUGGAGGUCGGAGGUGGUGGUGAGGGUGGGCGGUUGGGAUGCGAGAGAGAGAGAGAGAGAGAGAGAGAGAGAGAGAGAGAGAGAGAGAGAGAGAGAGAUAUGAUGCAGAGAAAGAAUGAGUAAAUUGUGAGGGGGUAUUUUUGGGGUUUUGAAAAAAAAAAUCAUAGUUUUUUUAAGAUUUAGAUUUUUGAUUUAAUAAUAAAUUUUUUUAAUUUUUUAAGUAUAUAAAAUCAAAUUUCCCAUCUUAAAACGAAAAAUGGUUUGGCGCCCUUUCCGUACGAUCGGAGAAGAGAAGAGAAAGGUAUCUCCGGCCAGAAAAGUUGGUCAAAAUGGAGUUGAUUCCGUACAACCACAGCCGGAAAAGCACUGGCAGUAUGACAUUGCAGAAUCAGGUAAAUCAGUAGAAAAUCGUACCUUUGAUUUUCUCUGUUUUUUCUUUUUCCAUUUGUGGUUGCCCGUUGCCUUGUUCUUUAGGUCCAUGAAUUAAGAACUUUCCCUAAACGUGAAUGACAUUUAUGUACUGAUCAUUUGAUUUUAAUUUGUAUUAAUGCUUUUCAAUCACUCCAUCACAGACUACGGGUAAAGCUGAUACCACCAAAUUACUGAAAUCAUUUCUCUGUCCUCUGAAUCCCUUUCAACUGUUACUACUAGUGUUUUCUGAUUGGUUUAUUGACUCUUUGAAAAGGCUUCACGCUUUGAAUGCUUUUGUUUCAUAUACAUAUAUAUAUUUAUAUACCUAUUCACGCUUUGAGUUUGAGUCCAUCAUCUUAAAUAUACAUUUUAUCUCUUACUUUGUGAGAUUUAGGGAUUUUGUGAAGGUUCUCACCAUCGGAGAAGUAGAGUCUGAUUCAAAACGAACAAGAAAGAGGGUUAUCUUGAAGACUUGAACCAUGACUAGUUUUUGCUUUUUCAAGAUUCAUGAUGACUAUUCAAUGACACAAUGGGCACUUCCACCAAAGUUUGUGAGGCUGCAAGGACACACAUUGGCCGAAACUGUAUCGUUUGUUCUUCCAUGUAGCCAUAAAUGGAAGAUAGGUUUGGUUUCCAAAGAUGGCAAGUUAUACCUCAAAGAAGGAUGGCCGGAAUUCGUAAAGCAUUAUCAGCUAUCUUAUGGAUACAUGCUGAAAUUCACCUAUGGAGGGAGGUCAAAAUUUAAUACAUCUAUCUAUGACACAAGCACUUGCGAAAUUGACUAUACACGUUUUUCUUCUCCAAAUUUCACAAGGGAGAAGUCUGACACAGAAGGCAUGUCCAAGAAAGCUAAAGCUGAAAAUCACACAACCAAGAAUUGGAAGCAGAGUAGGCAUGUAGGCGCGUAUAAUACUUACGAAGGUACCAAAGCUUACGAAGAAGCUAGCCGCUUUCCUUCAAAGCAUCCUGUUUUCCGCAGAAUUUUAAGGACUGACAAAUGCCAUCGUUAUAAACAGCAACUUCCAGAACAAUUCAUUCGGAGUUAUCUUGAACCAAAAACACAGCAAGUAACACUGAAAGUGGGGACCAAACAGUGGACUGUGACUCUUUUAAAUUGCAGUUCUGGGUUCAGUUUCUGUGCAGGAUGGUCCAAAUUUCUGGCUGCCAACUCCCUAUGCACAGGGGAUGCUUGUGUUUUUGAGGUACUGAAACGGAAGCCAGCAAAACUAAGAGUGACAAUUUUCAGAAAUGAUGAUGUUUAGUUACUGAAUUAUGUACAUCUUUUUUUUUUCUUCUUCAUACUAAUUGGUAUUUUAGUUUGUCAUGAAAUGUUGGGAUUUGGUAUUUUAGUAUUGUUCUGUGAUUUUGGUAUAUGUGGUUAGGGUAGACUAUUAAAACUUUGACUUGUGCUAAUUAUAUUUUAUGAUGCUUAACUAUUAAAUUUGGUAUUGGUGUAAACAUAUAUGGAGUUGUCGAUCAACAUAGUUACGUUCUUUUUAUCA